This is a messenger RNA of Capsicum annuum, 1060 nucleotides long. RefSeq names its product alpha,alpha-trehalose-phosphate synthase [UDP-forming] 5. Lineage: Eukaryota; Viridiplantae; Streptophyta; Magnoliopsida; Solanales; Solanaceae. Gene Ontology annotation, molecular function: catalytic activity. Gene Ontology annotation, biological process: trehalose biosynthetic process. The transcript is spliced from 3 exons. Bases 391 to 915 code for a protein of 174 amino acids. The record is from RefSeq and is a predicted model, not a curated record. Gene Ontology annotation, cellular component: cytosol.
CCACUUGCAUGCAACUACUUUUUCUUUUCCCUUUUUUUUUUUGUUUUAUACUUGUUUUACAAUAGAAUUAUGUAGCAGCUUGUUUUCUCAAGUUUGUAGGUCCCGCCACUUGCUUUCCUUUAGCCAUUAAAAUUCUAAUAACAUUACAACAUUCUGAUUCCAAUACUAUCCUUUAUCGAAGAUGAGUCUUAAUUACCCGCCUUUUGAUGUCUAUAUAAGCCCGCAGGUCUUGUCUUUAUUUCAACAUACACUUGUGAAGCUUCUCUUUUUCUUUUCUGGCAGUAGCUCCCAGUCCGGUUCACGACCACCGUGAGGCCAAACCUUGAUGUCAAGUGGGAAACAUGUGUUGCAGUGGGAGAUUUUUACUGGAAGUAGAUCGCUGAGCCUGUAAUGAGCCUCUGCACAGAAACCACUGAAGGUUCUUUCAUAGAUAGCAAGGAAAGAACGCUUGUUUGGAAUUACCAAUACGCAGAUCCAGAUUUUGCAUCAUGUCAGGCAAAAGAGAUUCUAGAUCACUUGGAAAGCGUUCUUGCAAAUGAACCAGUUACAGUUAAGAGUGGCCAUGACAUUGUAGAAGUGAAGCCUCAGGGUGUCUACAAAGUUCUUGUAGCAGAACGUCUCCUAGAAACAAUGCAGCAGCAAGGAACAGCACCAGAUUUUGUGCUCUGCAUAGGGGAUGAUCGAUCAGAUGAGGAUAUGUUCGAGGUGAUAAUGAGUGCUGUCGCAAGUUCCUCACUUUCCCCCGUGGCUGAUGUGUUUGCUUGCACAGUUGGCCAGAAACCAAGCAAGGCUAAGUAUUAUUUGGAGGACACUACGGAGAUUCUAAGAAUGUUGCAGGGCCUGGCGUCUGCGUAUGACCAUUCUGCUAAACAUGUUUCGAUAUCUCCUCAACGCAUAAUCAUCGACAGAGAAUAGGAAGGCAAAAAAAACAAGAUUGAUAGAAUGCUUUGUUGGACAUGAAUAGUUGCUAUAAGUGUAUUUAAUCUUCUAAGUUAAUUUUCCUUUCCUUGGGGUAUUGUUAUACAUUGUCUCCUAGAAAUAUCAUUUUUCUUUUGUUUGC